UCAAAAUUAAGCUUUCCAUCGUUCAAUACAUCUUUUUUUCACUAACAAUUCAGAUUCAAACCACUAAUGGCUCGUUCUUUCGCCAACGCUAAGGUUCUCUCUGCUAUCAUCCUUGACGGUUUUUCCAACACUUUUACAAGGCGUGGUUACGCUGCGGCUACAGAAAGUACAACGAGGGGAGGAGUGGUGUCUGCCGGAAACAAGACGGGAGCCACGAAGUCAAGGGAAGAAGGUGUUUCUGCUUAUAAGGUUUCAUGGGUUCCAGAUCCAGUCACUGGUUACUAUAGGCCUGAGAACAUUAAGGAUAUUGAUGCUGCUGAAUUACGUGCUAAGCUUCCCCCCAAAAAAUUCAACAACUAAUCUCAACUGGUUCAAGAAGUAUAUUGAUUUUUAUUAGAUAAAUUUUGUUACAUAUAUUCUGGUAUAGUAGUUAUUUCAACGGUGACUCUCAUGAAGUUUUGGGAUCGAUUUUACAUAG
Medicago truncatula (barrel medic) is the source of this 478-nucleotide messenger RNA. RefSeq names its product indole-3-acetic acid-induced protein ARG2. Gene Ontology annotation, biological process: response to stress. Lineage: Eukaryota; Viridiplantae; Streptophyta; Magnoliopsida; Fabales; Fabaceae. Gene Ontology annotation, cellular component: mitochondrion. The record is from RefSeq and is a predicted model, not a curated record. Bases 67 to 360 code for a protein of 97 amino acids. The transcript is spliced from 2 exons.